Messenger RNA from Microsporum canis CBS 113480, 1479 nucleotides. Its product is annotated as GPI-anchored wall transfer protein 1. NCBI's taxonomy places the organism in Eukaryota, Fungi, Ascomycota, Eurotiomycetes, Onygenales, Arthrodermataceae. Gene Ontology annotation, biological process: GPI anchor biosynthetic process; protein localization to plasma membrane. Gene Ontology annotation, cellular component: endoplasmic reticulum; membrane. Gene Ontology annotation, molecular function: glucosaminyl-phosphatidylinositol O-acyltransferase activity. The coding region runs from base 1 to 1479 and encodes 492 amino acids. The record is from RefSeq and is a predicted model, not a curated record. The transcript has 2 exons.
AUGGCGGAGAGCUACAAGGCGAGAAAGGAGGCCUUCGUCUCGAACCUCUCGGGGAGCAACGUAUGGGACAUCAACACAGUGUCAGCGGUGGUUCCGAGCGCGGUGCUGCUUUGGUCCGUCCUUCAGUCGCGCCGUUCGUUAUUUACGCCAUAUGGACUACCAGCUCUAAUAGCAGACUUUCUUCUCGCCGUUGCCAGCGUAUUAUUCGCAAUCACCUUGUACUCCUCCUCCCUCGUUGUGCUGAAUGUUUUACUCCUCUCUCCUGCCGCUCUCCUUCUAUUAAGCACCAAGCCACAGCAAGUACGGCAAAAGGCAAAACCACCAGCUGCAAAACCCGGGUCCGAAAAGAGCACUACAGAGCGUAGCCAUGGCUCCGAUACUGCAUUAGAUGUGCUCCCCCAGCGGCCCUUUCUGACUAAUUACCGAGCGGGUUUGAUGAUAACUACCUGUCUGUCGAUUCUGGCAGUAGACUUCAAUGUAUUCCCUAGGCGGUUCGCAAAGGUGGAAAACUGGGGAACAUCUCUCAUGGACUUGGGAGUAGGCUCCUUCGUCUUCUCCGGGGGUGUUGUUUCAGCUCGAUCGAUACUGGGAGGCGGCCGAGCGCCCCAGGAAUCGUUCGCAAAGCGCUUACUUGCAUCUGCACGCCACUCAAUCCCUCUCCUGGUACUAGGGCUGAUUCGCCUGUACAGUGUCAAGGGGCUGGACUAUGCCGAGCACGUAACAGAGUACGGAGUCCACUGGAACUUCUUCUUCACCUUAGGCUUACUACCCCCAUUUGUGGAAAUAUUCCAUGCUCUUACCACUUUGAUUCCGUGGUACGAGGCCCUCUCCCUCAUCGUCAUCGGUGCCUACCAGGUGGCGCUGGAGUCUACAAGUUUAAAGGAGUAUAUCUUGGUCUCUCCGCGCGGCCGGUCUCUGCUAUCUAAAAACCGAGAAGGAGUGUUUUCUUUUCUUGGAUACCUUGCUAUCUUCCUGUCUGGUCGAGCUGCUGGGUUACGGAUAAUACCUCGCAAACCACGCAAGGCACUCCUCAUGCAACUGGCAUCAUGGUCGGCGGUGUGGGCCACCUUAUUCUUUCUCAACUCUUUCUAUUUCUACGGAUACGGCGCGGGGAUCCCGGUCUCUCGCCGGCUGGCUAAUAUGCCCUAUGUCUUCUGGGUCAAUGCGUUCAACAUGACCCAUAUGCUGCUCUACUGUCUCAUCGAGACCUUCGUCUUCCCUUCGGUGGAGAAGGCGUCAAAUAAAACAGAAGAAGCGGAGAAGAGUGGGUAUGCGACAAGCAGGAUCAUGAGAGCCUUCAAUAAGAACGGCCUGGCCAUCUUCUUGGUUGCAAAUCUGCUUACCGGGGCCGUCAACCUGGGCAUGAACACGCUUGACGCCAGAAAGGAACUGGCCAUGGCUGUUUUGAUGCUAUAUUCAAUUAUCUUGACUGGGAUUGCAUUGGCGCUGGAUUUCUGGAAUGUAAAACUCAGACUAUAA